Messenger RNA from Ceratotherium simum simum (southern white rhinoceros), 12580 nucleotides. The record is from RefSeq and is a predicted model, not a curated record. NCBI's taxonomy places the organism in Eukaryota, Metazoa, Chordata, Mammalia, Perissodactyla, Rhinocerotidae.
CCUCCCUCCUCCUCGCUGUCGCUGCCGAGAUCGACGGUCGGUCGGUCGGUCGGGUCGUGGCUCAGUGAGCCCCUGCUGCAGGGAACAAGCAAGGGGACAUCCAGGGAGCCCAGGGCUGCCAAGGGGAGCCCACCCUGCCCUGCCCUGAGAACCUCCCCUCCCAAGGUCGGGGACAGAGCAGGUGCAGAGGCACUGCAACCACUCAUUGCCCAGCCUCCUGAAUGAUGGCAGCCCAGUGUUCCCUAACCUCCAGCCUGGCCCUCCUGGUGCUGCUGGGCACAGUCCAAGCAGGCCCUUUCUCUCCACGGUCCAAUGUGACACUCCCAGCCCCACGGCCCCCUCCCCAGCCAGGGGGCCGCACAGAGGAGCCAAGAAGGGGAAGUCCCUCUUCUCAGCUUUAUGAGCACACCGUGCAAGGAGGGGAGAAGCAGGUGGUGUUCACCCACCGCAUUAACCUGCCCCCUUCAGCUGGCUGUGGCUGUCCCGCGGGCACUGAGCCCCCUGUCCCUGCUUCAGAGGUGCAGGCCCUCAGGAUCCGGCUAGAGAUUCUGGAAGAGCUGGUGAAGGGGCUCAAGGAACAGUGCACUGGCGGAUGUUGUCCUGCUGCUGCCCAGGCUGGCACAGGCCAGACGGACGUUCGUAGCCUUUGCAGUCUCCAUGGCGUGUUUGACCUGAGCCGCUGUGCCUGCUCCUGCGAGCCGGGCUGGGGUGGGCCCACCUGCUCGGACCCCACAGACGCCGAGAUGCCCCCUUCCUCCCCACCCUCAGCCACCGGGUCCUGCCCAGAUGACUGCAACGAUCAGGGUCGCUGUGUACGCGGGCGCUGCGUGUGCUUCUCUGGCUACACUGGCCCCAGCUGUAGCUGGCCCACCUGCCCCGAGGACUGCCACGGCCGCGGGCGCUGCGUGCAGGGCGUGUGCGUGUGUCGGGCGGGCUUCUCGGGCGACGACUGCAGCCUGCGCUCCUGCCCUCGGGGCUGCAGCCAGAGGGGGCGCUGUGAGGACGGGCGCUGCGUGUGCGACCCCGGCUACACUGGCGAGGACUGUGGGAUGAAGAGCUGCCCUCGAAGUUGCAGCCAGAGGGGGCGCUGCGAGAAUGGGCGCUGCGUGUGCAACCCCGGCUACACUGGCGAGGACUGUGGGGUGAGGAGCUGCCCCCGGGGCUGCAGCCAGAAGGGGCGCUGCGAGGACGGGCGCUGCGUCUGUGACCCUGGCUACGCCGGCGAAGACUGCGGCUCGCGGAGCUGCCCGUGGGACUGUGGCGAGGGCGGGCGCUGCGUGGACGGCCGCUGCGUGUGCUGGCCGGGGUACGCGGGCGAGGACUGUAGCACGCGGACGUGCCCGCGCGACUGCCGAGGCCACGGGCGCUGCGAGGAUGGCGAAUGCAUCUGCGACGCAGGCUACAGCGGGGACGAUUGCGGCGUACGUAGCUGCCCUGGCGACUGCCACCAAAGGGGCCGCUGCGAGGACGGCCGCUGCGUGUGCUGGCCCGGGUACACGGGGCCUGACUGUGGCGCACGCGCCUGCCCGCGCGACUGUCGGGGCCGCGGGCGCUGCGAGAACGGCGUAUGCGUGUGCAACGCGGGCUACAGCGGCGAGGACUGCGGCGUGCGCAGCUGCCCCGGGGACUGUCGCGGCCGGGGCCGCUGCGAGAAUGGCCGCUGCGUGUGUUGGCCCGGGUUUACAGGACGGGACUGCGGCACGCGCGCCUGCGCCGGCGACUGUCGCGGGCGCGGGCGCUGCGUGGACGGCCGCUGCGUAUGCAACGCGGGCUUCACGGGCGAGGACUGCGGGAGUCGUCGGUGCCCCGGGGACUGCCGCAGUCGCGGUCGCUGCGAGGAUGGCGUGUGCGUGUGCGACUCAGGCUACGAGGGCGAGGACUGCGGCGCGCGCAGCUGCCCCGGAGGUUGCCGAGGUCGCGGCCAGUGCUUGGACGGGCGCUGCGUGUGCGACGACGGCUACUCGGGCGAGGACUGCGGCGAGAGGCGGUGCCCGCGCGACUGCAGCCAGCACGGCGUGUGCCGGGACGGUGUGUGCACCUGUUGGGAGGGCUACGCGGGCGAGGACUGCGGUCUCCGUACCUGUGCCUCCAACUGCAACCGGCGCGGCCGCUGUGAGGACGGACGCUGCGUGUGCGACUCAGGCUACACCGGCCCCUCCUGCUCCACGCGCACCUGCCCGGCCGACUGCCGGGGCCGUGGGCGCUGUGUGCAGGGAGUGUGCGUGUGCCACGCGGGCUACAGCGGCGAGGACUGUGGGCAAGAAGAGCCUCCCGCCAACGCCUGCCCUGGGGGCUGCGGGCCCCGGGAACUGUGCCGCGCGGGCCAGUGUGUAUGCGUCGAGGGUUUCCGAGGUCCCGACUGCGCCAUCCAGACGUGCCCCGGGGAUUGCCGCGGCCGGGGAGAGUGUCGUGAGGGCAGCUGCAUCUGCCAAGAUGGCUAUGCAGGGGAGGACUGCGGGGAAGAGGUGCCAGCCAUUGAGGGCAUGAGGAUGCACCUCCUGGAGGAGACCACGGUUCGGACAGAGUGGACCCGGGCUCCCGGCCCUGUGGAUGCCUAUGAAAUACAGUUCAUCCCUACAACAGAGGGGGUGAGCCCCCCAUUCACGGCACGUGUGCCCAGCUCUGCUUCGGUCUAUGACCAGAGAGGAUUGUCUCCUGGUCAGGAUUACCAGGUCACUGUCCGUGCCCUUCGCGGGACUAGCUGGGGCCCUCCUGCCUCCAAGACCAUCACCACCAUGAUCGAUGGCCCCCAGGACCUCCGCGUGGUGGCUGUGACGCCAACCACACUGGAGCUCAGCUGGCUGCGUCCCCAGGCCGAGGUGGACCGAUUCGUGGUGUCCUAUGUCAGUGCUGGCAACCAGAGGGUGCGGCUGGAAGUGCCCCCUGAGGCAGACGGGACGCUGCUGACUGACCUGAUGCCAGGCGUGGAAUAUGUGGUGACUGUCACUGCAGAGCGGGGCCGGGCAGUAAGCUACCCAGCUUCCGUCAGGGCCAACACAGGGUCCUCCCCUUCUGACCUCUUGGGGGCCACUGAUGAACCUCCUCCCUCAGGCCCUUCAACGACUCAAGGAGCCCAAGCCCCCGUCCUGCAGCAGCGCCCCCAGGAGCUGGCAGAGUUGAGGGUGCUGGGCAGAGACAAGACAGGGCGCCUCCGCGUGGCCUGGACCGCCCAGCCUGACACCUUUGCCCACUUCCAGCUGCGCCUGUGGGGGCCCGAGGGGCCGGAGGCUCAUGAGGAACUACUGCCAGGGGAUGUCCGCCAGGCUCUGGUGCCCUCACCCCCUCCUGGAGCCCCCUAUGAGUUGUCACUUCGUGGGGUCCCCCCCAAGGGCGAGCCCUCUGCCCCUCUCAUCUACCAAGGCGUUAUGGACAAGGAUGGGGAGAAGCCCGGGAAGCCACUGGUCCCACCACGCCUGGGCGAGCUGACAGCAACCGACGUGACCUCCAACUCUCUGCUCCUGCACUGGACGGUCCCUGAGGGCGAGUUCGACUCCUUUGUGAUCCAGUACAAAGACAGGGACGGGCCCCAGGUGGUGCCCGUGGAGGGGCCCCAGCGCUCCGCCCUCAUCACCAACCUGGACCUCGGCCGAAAGUACAAAUUUGUCCUGUAUGGGCUGGUGGGCAAGAAGAGGCAUGGCCCCCUAGUGGCUGAAGCCAAGAUAGUGCCUCAGAGUGAUGGCACCCCAGCAACUCCACCACGCCUGGGAAAGCUGUGGGUGACAGAUCCCAUGCCAGACUCGCUGCACCUCUCCUGGACUGUCCCUGAGGGCCAGUUCGACUCCUUCGUGGUUCAGUACAGGGACAGGGAUGGACGGCCCCAGGUGGUGCCCGUGGAAGGGCACGAGCACUCGGUCGUUGUUUCCCCCCUGGACUCGGACCACAAGUACAGAUUCACUCUGUUUGGGAUUGCCAACAAGAAGCGGCAUGGCCCCCUCAUGGCUGAUGGCACCACUGCCUCAGAGAAGAGAGAGGAACCCCGCCACCCAGAGUCCCCCGAGCAGCCCCUGCUGGGGGAGCUGACAGUGACCGGCGCGACCCCAGACUCCCUACGCCUGUCCUGGACGGUGGCCCAGGGUUCCUUCGACUCCUUCAUGGUCCAGUAUAAGGAUGUGCAGGGGCAGCCCCAGGCAGUGCCCGUUGAGGGGGAUGAGAAUGAGGUCACCAUCCCCGGCCUGGAGUCCGACCGGAAGUAUAAGAUGAACCUCUAUGGGCUUCAUGGCAGGCAGCGUGUGGGGCCUGUGUCUGUGGUGGCCACCACUGCCCCCCAGGAUGUUGCGGAUGAGACCCCCAGCCCCACUGAGGUGGAGACCCCCAGCCCCAAGGAACCCAGCACAGAGGCCCCGGAGCCCCCUGAGGAGCCCCUCUUGGGGGAGCUGACGGUGACAGGAUCCUCCCCAGACUCGCUGAGCCUGUCCUGGACCGUCCCCCAGGGCCACUUUGACUUCUUCACUGUCCAGUACAAAGACAGGGACGGGCGGCCCCAGGCAGUGCGUGUCAGGGGCGAAGAGAGCGAGGUCACUGUUGGGGGCCUGGAGCCGGGGCGCAAGUACAAGAUGAACCUGUAUGGGCUGCAGGAGGGGCGGCGCGUGGGCCCUGUGUCCACAGUGGGCAUUACUGAGUCUCCUCCAGCCACAGAGCCCCCGCUGGAGCCACGCCUGGGGGAGCUGACAGUGACGGAUGUGACUCCCAACUCUGUGGGCCUCGCGUGGACAGUCCCUGAGGGCCAAUUCGACUCCUUCAUGGUCCAGUACAAGGACAGGGACAGGCAGCCCCAGGUGGUGCCUGUGGCUGCAGACCAGCGUGAGGCCACAGUGCCUAACCUGGAGCCUGCACACAAAUACAAGAUGAACUUCUACGGGCUACAUGGUGGGCAGCGUGUGGGCCCCCUCUCUGUGGUAGCUGUGACAGCUCCCCUCCCCACAGCCCCAUCCACAGUGUCCCCCCAAGAGCCGCGCCUGGGGGAGCUGACAGUGACGGAUGUGACCCCGGACUCCGUGGGCCUCUCGUGGACAGUCCCCGAGGGCGAAUUCGACUCCUUCGUGGUCCAGUACAAGGACAGGGACGGGCAGCCCAAGGUGGUGCCUGUGGACGCAGACCAGCGCGAGGCCACCGUCCCCGGCCUGGAGCCCAGUAGGAAAUACAAGUUCCUGCUCUUUGGGAUCCAGGACGGGAAACGACGCAGCCCAGUCUCUGUGGAGGCAAAGACGGCUGCCCAAGGUGACGCCAGCCCAGGGGCCCCACCCCGCCUCGGGGAGCUGUGGGUGACAGACCCCACCCCAGACUCAGUGCGCCUCUCCUGGACAGUCCCUGAGGGCCACUUCGACUCCUUUGUGGUCCAGUUCAAGGACAGGGAUGGGCCCCGGCUGGUGCCCGUGGAAGGCCAUGAGCGCGCGAUCACCAUCAGCCCUCUGGACACCGGCCGCAAGUACAGAUUCCUCCUCUACGGCCUCCUGGGCAAGAGACGCCACGGCCCCCUCACUGCAGAUGGCACCACAGAGACCCAGAGUACUAUGGAUGAAGCUGGAACAAAACGUCCCCCAAAACCCCGUCUCGGGGAUGAGCUGCAGGUGACCAGCGUGACACCAGACUCCGUGGACCUCUCCUGGACAGUCCCUGAGGGCCAGUUUGACUCCUUUGUGGUCCAGUACAAGGACAGGGAUGGGCAGCCCCAGGUGGUGCCUGUGGAGGGCAGCCUCAGGGAGGUCAGAGUCUCAGGCCUGGACCCUGCCCGCAAGUACAAGCUGCUGCUCUACGGGCUGCACCAGAGCAGGCGUGUGGGUCCCGUCUCCGCCAUUGCUGUGACUGCCCCCAGGGAAGAAAUUGAAGCUGAGACCAUGGCCCCAAGCCCUCCAGUGUCUGAGCCCCACCUUGGCGAGCUGACCCUGGAGGAGGCCACGCCGCACACCCUGCAUCUCUCCUGGACUGUGAUUCAGGGAGAAUUUGACUCCUUUGAGGUCCAGUACGCAGACCAGGAUGGGCGACUCCAAGUAGUCAGUUUAGAGGGCAACCAGAAUGACAUCACCCUCUCUGGCCUGGAAUCUGACCACAGAUACCUGGUGAACCUGUACGGUAUCCAUGGCCAGCAGCGUGUGGGUCCUGCUCACAUAGAGGCCCUGACAGUCCCAAGGGAGGAGGAGGAUGAACCUUCAGAACCUCCCACUAUGACCCCCGAGCCUCCCAUCAAGCCACGCCUGGGGGAGCUGGCAGUGACAGACGCCACUCCCGACUCCCUGGGCCUCUCCUGGACAGUCCCCGAGGGCCAGUUUGACCACUUCCUGAUCCAGUACAAGAACGGAGACGGGCAGCCAAAGGCGGUGCGGGUACCAGGGCAUGAGGACUGGGUCACCAUCACAGGCCUAGAACCAGACCAGAAGUACAAGAUGAACCUGUAUGGCUUCCACAGUGGCCAGCGUGUGGGCCCUGUCUCUGUCAUCGGGGUGACGGCUGCAGAGGAAGAGACCCCCAGCCCAAUGGAACCCAGCACAGAGGCCCCGGAGGCCCCCGAGGAGCCCCUCCUGGGAGAGCUGACAGUGACAGGAUCCUCCCCAGACUCGCUGAGCCUGUCCUGGACCAUCCCCCAGGGCCACUUCGACUUCUUCACUGUCCAGUACAAGGACAGGGACGGGCGGCCCCGGGUGGUGCGUGUUGGGGGUGAGGAGAAUGAGGUCACCAUUGGGGGCCUGGAGCCGGGGCGCAAGUACAAGAUGAACCUGUACGGCCUGCAUGAGGGGCAGCGCGUGGGCCCUGUAUCCACCGUGGGCGUGACGGCUCCCAAAGAAGAGCCCCCUGCCAGCACCCUUUUGAAGCCGCGCCUGGGGGAGCUGACAGUGACAGACGCCACCCCCGACUCCCUGGGCCUCUCCUGGACAGUCCCCGAGGGCCGCUUUGACCACUUCCUGAUCCAGUACAAGAACGGGGACGGGCAGCCCAAGGUGGUGCGGGUGCCAGGGCACGAGGAUGGAGUCACCGUCACAGGCCUGGAGCCAGACCAGAAGUACAAGAUGAACCUGUACGGCUUCCACGGAGGCCAGCGUGUGGGACCCGUCUCCACCGUUGGUUUAACUGCCCCAGAAACAGACCAGGAAAUGACCCCAGCUCCAACAGACCCACCCACCACGACCUCUGAGCCUCCCAUCAAGCCCCGCCUGGGGGAGCUGGCAGUGACAGACGCCACCCCCGACUCCCUGGGCCUCUCCUGGACAGUCCCCGAGGGCCACUUUGACCACUUCCUGAUCCAGUACAAGAACGGGGAUGGGCAGCCCAAGGCGGUGCGGGUGCCAGGGCACGAGGACGGGGUCGCCAUCACAGGCCUGGAGCCAGACCAGAAGUACAAGAUGAACCUGUACGGCUUCUACGGCGGCCAGCGCGUGGGCCCCAUCUCUGUCAUCGGGGUGACGCCUGCAGAGGAAGAGACCCCCAACCCAACGGAACCCCGCACAGAGGCGGAGCCCCCCGAGGAGCCCCUUCUUGGGGAGCUGACGGUGACAGGAUCCUCCCCAGACUCGCUGAGCCUGUCCUGGACCAUCCCCCAGGGCCACUUUGACUUCUUCACUGUCCAGUACAAGGACAGGGACGGGCGGCCCCAGGUAGUGCGUGUCCAGGGUGAGGACAGCAAGGUCACCGUUGGGGACCUGGAGCCGGGGCGCAAGUACAAGAUGAACCUGUAUGGCUUCCACGGCGGCCAGCGCGUGGGCCCCGUCUCUGUCAUUGGAGUGACAGCUACAGAGGAAGAAACCCCCAGCCCCACAGAAGUGGAAGAGACCCCCAGCCCCACGGAACCCAGCACAGAGGCCCCGGAACCCCCCGAGGAGCCCCUUCUUGGGGAGCUGACGGUGACAGGAUCCUCCCCAGACUCGCUGAGCCUGUCCUGGACCGUCCCCCAGGGCCACUUUGACUUCUUCACUGUCCAGUACAAGGACAGGGAUGGGCGGCCCCAGGUGGUGCGUGUUGUGGGUGAGGAGAAUCAGGUCACCAUUGGGGGCCUGGAGCCGGGGCGCAAGUACAAAAUGAACCUGUAUGGACUGCAUGAGGGGCAGCGCGUGGGCCCCAUGUCCACCGUGGGCAUGACCGGUGACCCCACUGAGGUGGAGGAGACCCCCAGCCCCAUGGAACCCAGCACAGAGGCACCGGAGCCCCCCAAGGAACCCCUUUUUGGGGAGCUGACGGUGACAAGAUCCUCCCCAGACUCGCUGAGCCUGUCCUGGACCAUCCCCCAGGGCCACUUCGACUUCUUCACUGUCCAGUACAAGGACAGGGAUGGGCGGCCCCAGGGGGUGCGUGUCAGGGGUGAGGAGAGCGAGGUCACCAUUGGGGGUCUGGAGCCGGGGCGCAAGUACAAGAUGAACCUGUAUGGCUUCCACGGCGGCCAGCGCGUGGGCCCCGUCUCUGUCAUCGGGGUGACGGCUGCAGAGGAAGAGACCCCCAGCCCCACAGAAGUGGAGGAGACCCCCGGCCCCACAGAACCCAGCACAGAGGCUCCAGAGCCCCCCGAGGAGCCCCUCCUGGGGGAGCUGAUGGUGACAGGAUCCUCCCCAGACUCACUGAGCCUGUCCUGGACCAUCCCCCAGGGCCACUUUGACUUCUUCACUGUCCAGUACAAGGACAGGGACGGCCGGCCCCAGGUGGUGCGUGUCAGGGGUGAGGAGAGCGAGGUCACCAUUGGGGGCCUUGAGCCGAGGCGCAAGUACAAGAUGAACCUGUACGGCCUGCAUGAGGGGCAGCGCGUGGGCCCGGUGUCCACCGUGGGCGUGACGGCUCCAGACUAUGAAGCUAUGACCACCGAAGCCCCACCCACCGUGGCCCCCAAGCCUCCCAUCAAGCGGCGCCUGGGGGAGCUGAAAGUGACAGACGCCACCCCCGACUCCCUGGGCCUCUCCUGGACAGUCCCCGAGGGCCGCUUUGACCACUUCCUGAUCCAGUACAAGAACGGGGACGGGCAGCCCAAGGUGGUGCGGGUGCCAGGGCACGAGGAUGGAGUCACCGUCACAGGCCUGGAGCCAGACCAGAAGUACAAGAUGAACCUGUACGGCUUCCACGGAGGCCAGCGNGUGGGCCCCAUCUCUGUCAUCGGGGUGACAGCUGCAGAGGAAGAGACCCCCAGCCCAACGGAACCCAGCACAGAGGCCCCGGAGGCCCCCAAGGAGCCCCUUCUUGGGGAGCUGACGGUGACAGGAUCCUCCCCAGACUCACUGAGCCUGUCCUGGACCAUCCCCCAGGGCCACUUCGACUUCUUCACUGUCCAGUACAAGGACAGGGACGGGCGGCCCCAGGUAGUGCGUGUCAAGGGUGAGGACAGCGAGGUCACCGUUGGGGACCUGGAGCCGGGGCGCAAGUACAAGAUGAACCUGUACGGCCUGCAUCAGGGGCAGCGCGUGGGCCCCGUGUCCACCGUGGGCGUGACGACCUCCCUGCCCACAGAGCCCCCUGUGGCACCGCGCCUGGGGGAGCUAGCUGUGGCAGCCAUGACCUCGGACACGGUGCACCUCUCUUGGACGGUGGCCCAGGGCCCCUUCGAUUCCUUCCUGGUCCAGUACAGGGAUGUGCACGGGCAGCCCCAGGCAGUGCCCGUGGGCGGAGACCUCCGCGAGGUCACUGUCUCGGGUCUGGACCCCGCCCGCAAGUACAAGUUCCUACUCUUCGGACUCCAGGACGAGAAACGGCACGGCCCAGUCUCUGCAGAUGCCAAGACCCUCCCAGACAAGAAACCUUCUCCCCGCCUGGGGGAGCUGACAGUGACGGCCACAACCCCUGACUCCAUGGGCCUCUCGUGGACAGUCCCCGAGGGCGAAUUUGACUCCUUCGUGGUCCAGUACAAGGACAGGGACGGGCAGCCCAAGGUCGUGCCUGUGGACGCAGACCAGCGAGAGGUCACCAUCCCCGGCCUGGAGCCCAGUAGGAAAUACAAGUUCCUGCUCUACGGGCUGGCAGGCAGGAAGCGCCUGGGCCCUGUCUCUGCUGACGGCACCACGGCUCCCCUGGAGAAGGAGCGGCAGCCCCCACCCCGCCUGGGGGAGCUGACAGUGACGGAUGAGACCUCAGACUCCUUGCACCUCUCAUGGACAGUGGCCCUAGGCCCUUUUGACUCCUUCGUGGUUCAGUACAAGGACACAGACGGGAAGCCCCGGGCAGUGCCUGUGGCUGCAGACCAGCGGGAGGUCACCAUAGAGGGCCUAGAGCCUGGCAGGAAAUACAAGUUUCUGCUCUUCGGGCUCCUCGGAGGGCAGCGCCUGGGCCCUGUCUCUGUCCUGGGAGUGACAGCCCCAGAAGAGGACAUGCCAGCCCCUUGGCACCUUGCCACAGAGGCGCCCAAGCCCCCCAAAGGGCCCCACCUAGGGGCACUGGCAGUGACUGAUGGAAACCCAGACUCCCUGCGCCUCUCAUGGAGUGUGACCCAGGGCCCCUUUGACUCCUUCGUGGUCCAGUAUCGGGACACAGCUGGGCAGCCCCAGGCCUUGCUCGUGGGUGGCAACCAGAACAAGGUCCUCGUGUCAGGCCUGGAGCCCAGCACCUCCUACAAGUUCUUCCUCUACGGCCUCCAUGAAGGGAAGCGCCUGGGGCCCGUCUCAGCCGAGGGCACCACAGGGUCAGCUCCUGCCGGUCAGACCCCAGGGGAGCCAGGGCCCCGCCUGUCCCAGCUGUCCGUGACUGACGUGACCACCAGUUCGCUGCGGCUCAACUGGGAGGCCCCACUUGGGGCCUUCGACUCCUUCCUGCUCCGCUACGGGGUCCCAUCGCCAAGCACUCUGGAGCCACAUCCACGUGCCCUGCUGCAGCGGGAGCUGAUGGUACCGGGGACGCGGCGCUCGGCCGUGCUCCGGGACCUGCGUCCGGGGACCCUGUACAGCCUUACGUUGUAUGGGCUGCGAGGGCCCCACAAGGCCGACAGCAUCCAGGGCACCGCCCGUACCCUCAGCCCAGUUCUGGAGAGCCCCCAUGACCUCCAAUUCAGUGAAAUCAGGGAGACCUCAGCCAAGGUCAGCUGGACGCCCCCACCUUCCAGAGUGGACAGCUUCAAAGUUUCCUACCAGCUGGCAGAUGGAGGGGAGCCACAGAGCGUGCAGGUGGACGGCCAAGCCCGGACCCUGAGACUCAAGGGCCUGAUCCCAGGUGCCAACUACGAGGUGACGGUGGUCUCUGUCCGCGGCUUUGAGGAGAGUGAGCCUCUCACAGGCUUCCUCACCACAGUUCCUGACGGCCCCACCCAGCUGCGCGCACUGAACUUGACGGAGGGAUCAGCCUUGCUGCACUGGAAGCCCCCCCAGGCCCCUGUGGACACAUAUGACGUCCGAGUCACAGCCCCAGGGGCCCCGCCUCUACAGGCCUCAGCCCCAGGCAGCUCUGUGGACUACUCCCUGCACGACCUCGUGCUCCACACCAACUACACAGCAACCGUGCGUGGCCUGCGGGGCCCCAACCUCACCUCCUCAGCCAGCAUCACCUUCACCACAGGGUUGGAGGCCCCUCAGGACUUGGAGGCCCAGGAAGUGACCCCCCGCACAGCCUUGCUCACUUGGACGGAACCCCAAGUCCCGCCAACUGGCUACCUGCUCAGUUUCCACACCCCUGGCGGACAGACCCAGGAGAUCCUGCUCCCAGGAGGGGUCACCUCUCACCAGCUCCUGGGCCUCUUUCCUUCCACCCCCUACAGCGCAUGGCUCCGGGCCAUGUGGGGCGAGAGCCUCACGCCGCCCGUGUCCACCUCUUUCACCACUGGUGGACUACGAAUCCCCUUCCCCCGGGACUGUGGGGAGGAGAUGCAGAACGGGCCCAGCACCUCGAGGACCACCACCAUCUUCCUCAAUGGCAACCGCGAGCGGCCCCUGAACGUGUUUUGUGACAUGGAGACAGAUGAGGGCGGCUGGCUGGUGUUCCAGCGCCGCAUGGAUGGAAAAACGGACUUCUGGAGGGACUGGGAGGACUAUGCCCACGGUUUUGGGAACAUCUCUGGGGAGUUCUGGCUGGGCAAUGAAGCCCUGCACAGCCUGACGACAGCUGGCGACUACUCCAUGCGUGUGGACCUGAGGGCUGGGGACGAGGCCGUGUUUGCCCAGUACGACUCCUUCCGAGUAGACUCGGCUGCUGACUACUACCGCCUCCACCUGGAAGGCUAUCAUGGCACUGCAGGGGACUCCAUGAGCUACCACAGCGGCAGCGUCUUUUCCGCCCGUGAUCGAGACCCCAACAACUUGCUCAUCUCCUGUGCCGUCUCGUACCGUGGGGCCUGGUGGUACAGGAACUGCCACUAUGCCAACCUCAACGGGCUCUACGGGAGCACGGUGGACCACCAGGGUGUGAGCUGGUACUACUGGAAGGGCUUCGACUUCUCCGUACCCUUCACGGAAAUGAAACUGAGACCAAGAAGCUACCGGCCCCCCGCCCGGGGAGGCUGAGCCGCUGCUCACCUCUCCCGCGCCCCAGUAUGACUGCCGAGCACUGAGGGGUCGCGCUGAGAGAAGAGCCAGGGGCCACCGUCACCACCCAGCCACCGGAGGAAGCCUUCUCCACCCGCGAUCUCACAGCACCAUGUUUACAGGGGGGAGGGAAGGGGGUUGUAGGGAAGCAAUAAAAGGAGAAACUGAGG